This is a messenger RNA of Diceros bicornis minor, 864 nucleotides long. It is a transcript of the gene GTF2A2, whose product is annotated as general transcription factor IIA subunit 2. NCBI's taxonomy places the organism in Eukaryota, Metazoa, Chordata, Mammalia, Perissodactyla, Rhinocerotidae. Gene Ontology annotation, biological process: transcription initiation at RNA polymerase II promoter; RNA polymerase II preinitiation complex assembly. Gene Ontology annotation, cellular component: transcription factor TFIIA complex. The coding region runs from base 251 to 580 and encodes 109 amino acids. The record is from RefSeq and is a predicted model, not a curated record. The transcript is spliced from 6 exons. Gene Ontology annotation, molecular function: TBP-class protein binding; RNA polymerase II general transcription initiation factor activity.
GUUUCUGCGGCGGCCGACGAGGUAGUGGGGGAAGUAGGUGUCUUCUGCUGUCUCCUGGUCGCGCCGCUUCGGGGCGGGAAGCGCCUUACCCACAGUGCUGUGAAGUCCGGGAUCUCACACGUGACACGGAGGAGAAGCUCAGCAAGGAUUUGUUGAAUCUGGACUGCUGCCACCCUCAACUCUGUCUAAUCUCACACUCAAGACAUCAAUGCAAGCCUGAAUAAGAAAAACAAUUUCUUCCUCCUAAGCCAUGGCAUAUCAGUUAUACAGAAAUACCACUUUGGGAAACAGUCUUCAGGAGAGUCUCGAUGAGCUCAUACAGUCUCAACAGAUCACCCCCCAACUUGCCCUUCAGGUUCUACUUCAGUUUGAUAAGGCUAUAAAUUCAGCACUGGCUCAGAGGGUCAGGAACAGAGUCAAUUUCAGGGGCUCUCUAAAUACAUACAGAUUCUGCGAUAAUGUGUGGACUUUUGUAUUGAAUGAUGUUGAAUUCAGAGAGGUGACAGAACUCAUUAAAGUGGAUAAAGUGAAAAUUGUAGCCUGUGAUGGUAAAAAUACUGGCUCCAAUACUACAGAAUGAAUGGGAAAAAAAAAAAAAAUGGCUUCUUUAUGCCAUCUUCUGUUAUUCGGCGCUUUUUGAAGAGAAGCAUAGAAGAGACUUUUUUUUAUUUAUUCUAGCAUUGCAGAAAUGACUACACUGUGCUAUACUAUCAGAGAAUUCAGUAGAAAAAAGCUUAUAACUCUGUAGCCUCUCACAUUACCUUUACUAUACAGCAUGAAGAAACAACUUUUUUUUAAUGACAAAUCAAACAAAUAUUGUUGCCUUCCUAAGAACAUUCUUUAAUAAACUCAUUUUAAAACUCA